GUAGAUUCCCUCAAGUCACAGCUGAAGCUCACUCCUAAGGCCAAGCCCAAGCCCAGCCCGAAGCCCAGCCCCAAGCCCAGCCAUGCAUCGAGACGUGGAGGCCUCCAGGAAAGUGGGAGGGACGCUAUGUCUUCAGGCACUGGAGCUGUAACUGUGAAAGCAGCAACACAGGAUGAGAGCAGCAGUGGGCAGGGUGUCACUGAUAGCAGCAGCAGCAGCAGCAGCAGCAGCAGCAGCAGCGGCAUGAAAAGCAGUGAUGUGGUAAGGUUCUUUCUGCCUUGCCCAUGGCAGCCAGUGGGUGAUGGCACUGGUGGAUGGACAUGCUCGGGCAGCCUAAACUUUUCCACGUUGCCCUCCGGAGGCAACGCAGCAGGAUCAGUAGCGGCUUCCAGCACUGAUUCUACAGCUGUGCAAGAAAUACUGGAUGACCCCACUGUAGCGCUGUUUGGAGUGUACAUGCAGGAGGGGUUGAAUCAAGGUCAGCCGGAUAUAUUUGGAGUUCUUCAAAAAGAUGUCACACAAGGAGAGGGUGGUGGUGGGUGAAGAAGCCAAUAAUUGCUUGCAACUGUGCUGCUGUUAAUGUACAAUUAUCGCUCUAAUUUGUUCAGUCAUGAGCAUAAUGGUCCUUG
This is a messenger RNA of Closterium sp. NIES-67, 629 nucleotides long. The record is from the annotation of a GenBank genome assembly. NCBI's taxonomy places the organism in Eukaryota, Viridiplantae, Streptophyta, Zygnematophyceae, Desmidiales, Closteriaceae.